Molecule: messenger RNA, 6336 nt
Organism: Anolis sagrei ordinatus
Lineage: Eukaryota; Metazoa; Chordata; Lepidosauria; Squamata; Anolidae
Gene: EXD2
Product: exonuclease 3'-5' domain containing 2
Biological process (GO): nucleobase-containing compound metabolic process
Cellular component (GO): cytoplasm; nucleus
Molecular function (GO): nucleic acid binding; 3'-5' exonuclease activity
Source: RefSeq, a predicted model, not a curated record
UCCUGCUUUUUCCCUUGUUACGUCACCGCUGGCUUCAUUAGCCAAACCGAGUCCCGCUCCUUUGGUUGAUCCAUCCCUGGCUUUACGAGUCGCUCGCCUCGGGAGCUGUCAUUUCAGUUGUCAUUCCCGGCUCUCAAGUUUAAUGCCUGAGCGGUCAACUGUCAAUCUCGCUAAUGGACAUGACUGCCCUUUGUUUUAGUCACUGAAAUGGACUACAGCCUGCGCAGGCGUGCCUGUUUGAACCGCCGUCUUGAGCGACAGAUGAGAAACCUACGUAGAAGCAGCGAAAGCAUCACUGCCGUACAAUAUGGCAGCGGCCUAUGCUUCGCGGAGCACAAACGUACGUUCCUUCUUGGUUUGGGCCGCAAACCCGGAAGCGCGCGGUUAUAAAUAACGGCCGGGAAGCGCAGACGCUGUGGCGAAGGAGUUCCGCGUGGCACAGGAAUUGGUGAAGUAGUGCAUGGGAGUAGAAAAAAAAUGUCCAGACAAACAACUGUUGCUGUUACUGUGGGUACCCUGUUAGGCAUUGCAGCAGGAGGGCUAGUUUUUUGGAAAGUCUUCCAACGGCGAAAAGACAAAGCAUGCGUUGGGCUUCAUCAAAGUGAAACUCUUGAGAAACAAGAAAAGGAAAGCUUCUCAGAAGAGGAUUUUCUUCCAUCUAUAGCGUCUUCCACAAUUCCCUGGGUGCAGAAGAUUGUUAAAGCAGAUGUGGUGGUAAUUUCUGAGGCAGAAAAAUGGAAAGAGGUGGAACCUUUACUGAAAAAAGAGCUGGAAUAUUGCCCAGUUCUUGGUAUUGACUGUGAGUGGGUCUCAGCAGAUGGAAAGAAGGCCAAGCCCGUUUCUCUCUUGCAAAUAGCUGCCGCCAGUGGUCUUUGUAUUCUUCUUCGCUUGACCCAUCUGACCAUUGAUGGACAGGUUCUUCCAAAGACGUUGCUUCACAUUCUAGGAAAUGGUAGCAUCCUAAAAGUUGGAGUAGGAUGUUGGGAAGAUGCCUACAAGUUACUUCGUGACUAUGGUGUAAUAGUCAAAGGAACUGUGGACCUCCGGUAUCUGGCUAUGAGACAGAGAAAGGCCCUUCCCCAAAAUGGACUCAGCCUGAAAUCUCUUGCUGAGAAGAUCCUCAACUACUCACUUGACAAGUCUUUCCAUCUCCGCUGCAGUAAUUGGGAGGUAGAAGAACUGGCACAAGAACAGAUUACGUAUGCUGCUAGAGAUGCCCAAGUGUCUGUAGCUCUAUUUCUCCAUCUCUUGGGAUUGUCCUGCAUCCUUCCUGCAGCAGCUAGUGAAGACGCUCUUCCAGUUUGGGAAAAGGCUCUGAAGAAGUGUCAGGGCUUGGUGGAUGUGCCCUUCAAAGGAAGAAACAGCCUUGGUGGCCUUGGAGAAGAUGAAAACAGAAGAGACCCAGAGCAAAAACGAAAGACUCCUAAAGAACAAUCUAGUGUGCAGUCCACAGUCAACCAACAAACGAAAGACCCUCGGAAGCACAAGCGAAAACCCCUGGGAGUAGGAUAUUCUGCUAGGAAGUCUCCCUUAUAUGACAACUGUUUCUUACAUGCACCAGAUGGACAACCUCUAUGCACAUGUGAUCGCAAGAAAGCCCAGUGGUACCUUGACAAGGGCAUUGGAGAGUUGGUGACCAUGGACCCAUUUAUUGUGAGACUGCGGUUUGAACCUUCUGGGCGUCCUGAAUCGAAAGUGGAUUACUACUUGACAGUCAAACAGAAUCUGUGUGUUGUAUGUGGCAAAACAGAAUCUUACAUCCGAAAGAACAUAGUGCCGCAUGAAUAUCGGAAGCACUUCCCUCUCCAGAUGAAAGACCACAGCUCCCAUGAUGUGCUCCUCCUUUGCACUGCCUGCCAUGCGAUCUCCAAUUACUAUGAUAACCAUCUCAAGCAGCAGCUAGCUGAGGAGUUUGGUGCCCCCAUUGGUUGUGAGGAAGGGGUCCGCCUCCUUGAAGAUCCCAUCCGCAGGCAGGUCCGUUCAGCAGCCAGGGCACUCUUGAAUGCAGACAAUCUGCCUAGUGCCAGGAAAGAGGAGUUGUUACAGGUGAUCAAGGAUUACUUUGAGUCCGAAACCGUUUCCCCAGAAAUGCUGCAGGAAGCUGCUGGGCUAGAAACCAGGAUUUUUAAUGAGAGCUAUAUGCCGCAUGGCCUGAAAGUAGUGCACCGUUUUGCUAAAGGGGGGCUGCUCUCCCUCAUGCAGCUGGAGAGACGCUGGCGUCAACACUUCUUGGAUGUUAUGCAACCCAAAUAUCUUCCAGAGCAGUGGUCUGUGGAUCACAAUCAUGACAAGUUGAUCCGAAAGUAUGGAGAAGAUUUUCAGGUUGAACUCUGCUAAAAAUGUGUGCUUCCAAAUGGCUAUUGAGGAUGACUAGACAGACUGGGUGAUGACCUUGGAAAAGAUGACCUGAGGGGUCUUCUUCUCAAUCAUGAGAAGUUGAUCAGAAAGUAUGGGGAAGAUUUUCAGGUUGAACUUUGCUAAAUAUUUGUGCUUCCAAAAUGGCUGUUGAGGAUGACUAGACAAACUGGGUGAUGACCUUGGAAAAGAUAACUGGAGGGGGUCACCUUCUCCUUUGGACUUCCAUAUUGACUGGGCAAAACCCUGCUCAAAAUAUCCUGUUGCUUUGGAAACGAAUACCUGUAUUAACUGACAACACUGUUAUAGAGAGAAAUGUUUUAUUUUUAAGCAAACUUUUAAUUAUGACUUGAAUGGAUAUUAUCUUGCUUCUGAGUCUACAAACCAUAUCUGUGGUGGGAGUAAGAUUGAGUAAAGAAUUUUGUUGCUAUGUAACAGGUAUGUCACUUCUGGUCCCAGGCAUCAUUGCGGACUGAAAUAUUCCUCUUUUAAUUUUCUUUGGGGACUAUGGAUAUAAUAGAUUACAACAAUACUGGGGGAUAUGCUGGAUUCGAUGCAGCUGGGGUCAGCAUCCCAGACCUAUGCACUACAGACCCCAUCCAUUUAGGGUCAGACAUUGCCCAAGCUGCUGACAGUGCUGCGCUGGGGAACCAAUGGCUCAGAUAUUUUUUGAUCCAUUUGAAAGCCAUUUGUGUACCAAACUGCCAAACCAUCACCAUUCCUUUGUUGGCAGGAUUAGGCACAUGCAUAUUUAUUUUCUAUAAUUGGUCUUGUCACCACAGAAAAUAUAUUAUCUAUCUUAACUUUAUCAAGCUUCAGCUUUUCUAAACCUCAUACAAUGAUCAGAAGAGCAGGAAUGUGUUUGUUUGUCUUACUUGGCUCCCACUCCAUCCUCUUCAUCUGUUUUUGCUUUUGGGAUACAAGUAUCAAUUGUGAGUUUCCUGCUCUUUGACUGGAAUUCUGCUGUUGUAGUACACUGAGAUCAUGAGAUCUUGAGGUGACAGUAGACUGAAGAAGGCCACAGGCACUCUGGCCAUUCAGGAAAUAAGGCAGUGCACCAGGUGCAUCUCAGAUUUUAGAUUUUGUCUUCCUUUCCUUACGGCCAUGGCAGGACCCUGGUAACAUUGCAACUGCUAGUGUAGCACUAAAACAAGAUUCUGCAGACUUCCGGUGCCAUUGAGAGCCCUUAGUGCAGAAGGUUCUAAAUCCCAUAAAGAGGCACAUGGUUAGAGCAAGCAGAGAGAUGUGCCUUCCAGUUGGGAAGCAGUGGGCCCACAGCACGGUCAACACAACCAGCAAAUGUACCUUUACUUACCCCUCACAUUAUUGUAAUCUCAAAAAGCAGAAUAAUGGUCCUCUCUCCAGAGAUUACCCUUCUCAAAAGGUGACAUAGGUUUACGUUGUCAACAAACUUUAUUCAAGGGUUUCACUUUGAAUGCAGGAUUGAUAAAAGAGAUUUCUUUGAUUUGUACUGUUGCUGCUGAACUUUUAUAAAAGCAUCAUAAAAUAAAUAUUUUACACCUUGGGAUGAGUUGCUGACAUGUGCCCUUUCACAUCUUAAUGGGAAAUGUUGACAAGGGCUCACUGGAAUGAUAUACUGUAUUUAUUUGAAUCUAACACUCACUUUUUUUGGCUAAAUCACCUUGAUAAAAUUAGGGUGCGCAUUAGAUUUGCGUAAUACAGUAAUCUUAGUGCUGAGCCAAAGCAAUAAGGGAAGCUUCUUCAGGAGCACCUGGAGCUCCUGUUUGAGGGAUAUCAUCUGUAAUAUAAUUGUCAUAGAUCAAAGCAAUGUAAUCCUGGGAUUUGUAGUUUGGUGAGGCAUCCGCACUCUUUGGCAGAGAAGGCCCCAGACCUUGUAAAACUACUGUCCUCAUGACUUCAUAGCAUUGAACCAAGGCAAUUAAAGUGGAUUCAUUCUACAGCAUAGAUGCACCCCAAGGCUUUCUUUUCCAUUGUUGGAAGCUUUGGUGCUCUUAACACUUUUGUGCAGGCAGCAACUGUAAUAGCCAUAUUACAAAGACUGCACCUUUUGGUGUUUCAUAUUACAUUCAUCAGUAAAGACUUUUUUUGGUUUCAGGGUUUUGAAAAUUGGGGUGCAGAUUAGAUUCGAUGGCUCAUUACACUCGAGUAAAUACGGGUAACCUGUCUAGGUCUGAAUACUUUGAUGAGUCUUCCACAGAUUGAAAGCAGGGUUCAACAUGAUGGGAAAUUGCCUACAAAAUAAACACACAUAGGUUUACUUCUUUUAGCACAUCAGGAUGAAGAUUAGAUCUUCCACAACCUUUCUAAUGACAAAAGUAAGGGCCUUUUUGGUUGCUUCUCUCAGAUUAUGAAAUGAUUUCUAAAUGAUACUGGGUAGGAAAAUAUUUCUUUAAUUAUGCAGGAAAGUGCUGCUGAGGAAGGGGCUUUUAAUGGACAGUUCUGUACUUUUCCCUUUUUUGGAUAUGUAUUAAAAUUGCUUCAACGUGGUUGUUUUAAUAUGAUUUAUUUAACUGUACUUUAUUAUUGAAACUUACUGUAGUUACAUUUGUAUUGGUUUUUAGCAGUAUUUGGAGAUACUCUUGUUUUCCAGUUCUGGGAGAAAAGUGAGAUAUAAUUUUAAAUGGGAGAUCUUUCAAUCCUGAGACCCUUAGCCUGUAAUCUAAAGUGAUACAGCCUAGACCAGUGGUUCUCAACCUGUGGGUCCCCAGAUGUUUUGGCCUUCAACUCCCAGAAAUCCUAACAGCUGUUAAACUGGCUGGGAUUUCUGAUAGUUGUAGGCCAAAACACCUGGGGACCCACAGGUUGAGAACCACUGACUUAGACCUAAGGUUAACACCGAAAUGUACAGAUGUUGACAGGUUGUUCAGGUUGAAGAGGAAAAGACAAACUGUGUUCAGGUUGAAGAGGAAAAGACAAACUGACCAGUUAUGUCUGGUUUAAAUAUAACAAUCCAUAGGAAUUUUACCUUAGCAUAACCAGGAGGUGCGGGUUCAUCUCUUACAUGGGAAGGCCUGUGGUAUGUGAGAUGUUUCCUGUGUUGUAGCUGAUUUUAGAUAAGAAAUAAUAGCCAAGAUCUUUAAAGUUGCAAGUGCAUCCUUGCAAUUGGAGAUUCUGUCUCUGUAGGCAACUGAUGGGAGAAAGUGCAGCACAGCAAAGCUUCCUAGACCCAAUGGUCCAGCUUUUUGUUUGAUCCCCAGCUUCUAUCCCAACCACAGAAUGUGAGAAAGGAGCAAAGUCAGGACCUUCUUACAGUGCUGACUGCAAAACCUGAAUGGUGCUAGAAUGGAAAAUUCUGUGGCAUUAGGGGGUGGCAUCAUAUCCAUGUUCAUGGUUACAUCCCCUGAAGCUAAACUGGCUUCAUGUUCUAAUUUAAAUUUACAGCCUUUAGUUUUGUAUUUGUACUUUUAACAUGGAUGCUGGUGGGUAUAGAUUUGAGCACAUGUUUUGGUGAUGCCACUAAAGUGGCCACUCUGUUUAGCUAUUCUGCAAGGAUUUAUUUAUUUCAGCCAUCUUGCAUAGAAUUCUGAGAUAGGCUCGGGAAAAUGUCAUUUCUCUACUUCAGGGUUUCUUAACUCUUAGUGAGAAUGGAAAGUGAUUGUGAGGCUAGCACUGCUAAUGCUGAGACUGCUAUUCAGUCAGGAAGAAAGCAGUGCAUCUUAUCAGUUGUCUGGCGUGUUGAUUGUGUACCCGAUAAACCGAGUACACUUGAUAUUUGAAGCAUGCCAGAUUCAUACAAGUUCUCAGCUCAGAGGCUGUGUUGAUAGCAUCUGAUGAGUCUUCCACAAAGAGAACUGCAGUAAGUGAUCUUGCAGGGCAGGUGGAAUGGGGAGAAAUGGCUUUUGAAGUCUUAACCAAUUUGACAGGGGAACUGUGAAGUCCAGUUCAUAUUUAUACACCUUAGGGAUUUAAAAAUGUGUUGUUUCCUGUUUCUGCUCGUCACUGAUGCAAGUUAAGUAUACCAUUUGGAAAUUUUCAAAUAAAAAUUCACUUCAAACAUGA